Messenger RNA from Formica exsecta, 4256 nucleotides. It is a transcript of the gene kkv, whose product is annotated as chitin synthase chs-2. Gene Ontology annotation, cellular component: cell septum; cell periphery. Lineage: Eukaryota; Metazoa; Arthropoda; Insecta; Hymenoptera; Formicidae. The transcript is spliced from 13 exons. Bases 118 to 3393 code for a protein of 1091 amino acids. The record is from RefSeq and is a predicted model, not a curated record. Gene Ontology annotation, molecular function: chitin synthase activity.
ACUUUGUUUCUUUUGCAUUUUCUAAUAAGAUCUUAACUGAAAGACAGUUGCAUCAUUCAUUUAAUAGAAAGAAAAUGCUGCAAAUGAUAUUGCAAAUGAAAAUUACGAAUUUGCAGAAUGGCGAAGAAUCAACAUCAGAAUGGCGUAAUACCGGGCGGUGGCGCGAUGUCUGGACCGGAUGAUUUUUCAGAUGGUGAAAGCACGCCUCUGACUCAGGACUACAUCGGAAGCCAACGCACGAUUGUCGAGACGAAAGGAUGGGACGUAUUCCGAAAUCCACCGCUGAAAACCGACUCCAUCUCGGGCUCCAUGGCGAACCAGAAGUGCCUGGAGAGAAUGGUGCAAGUGAUCAAGGUCCUCGUCUAUCUGCUUGUUUUCGUCAUCGUGCUGGGAAGCGGCGUGGUCGCCAAGGGUACGAUCCUCUUCAUGACGUCGCAGCUUCAACGAGACAGAAAAAUAUUUUAUUGCAACAAACAAUUAGAUCGAGAGAAUCAAUAUACCGUAACGUUGCCCGAGGUUGAGAGGAUCGCCUGGAUCUGGUGCAUAAUAAUCGCGCAGUCGAUACCAGAGUUCGGCGCGCUGAUGCGCAGCAUUCGCAUGUGCAUCUUCAAGUCGUUCAAGAAGCCGCAAUUGUCGCACUUUCUCCUGGUCUUCAUCAUGGAGACGUUUCACGUGAUGGGCGUCUCCUUGAUGUUCAUGGCAGUACUUCCGGAACUGGACGUCGUCAAGGGGGCAAUGCUGACCAAUUGUGUAUGCUUCAUUCCCGGAUUACUAGGCCUACUUUCCCGUAACAAAAGCAAAGACGAGUCCAAGCGAUUCGUUCUCGUUCUCGUCGAUAUCGCCGCCCUGGUCGCUCAGGCGACCAGCUUCGUCCUUUGGCCGCUGCUGGAAAACUCGAAGCAUUCCCUGUGGCUGAUUCCCAUCGCCCUGUUCCUCGUCUCCUGCGGCUGGUGGGAAAAUUAUGUCUCCACGCAGAGUCGAAUCGGUCUGAUUAGAACACUCGGCAGGGUGAAAAAGGAAAUGCGACUGACGCGCUAUUUCACUUACAUGCUGAUGUCCAUUUGGAAAAUUGUGGCGUUCUUUAUCAGUUCGAUAUUGAUACUGUAUAUGAAAGGGGAGAACGUCGGUCAUCUCUUCACCAUGCUGAGCAGCGCUUUCAGUGAGCACAAGAUCACCGUUACAUCCGUCAAGUCAAUCGCCGGUGGAAGUCUGCCCGAUCUCUCGGAGAUCGUGACCGGCGACAUCACCGAGGUCCUCAACGCCGACUUCAGCACGCCCAUCUACGUUCUUCUGCUACAAAUCGCCGGCUCCUACUUCGCCUACAUUUUCGGUAAAUUCGCGUGCAAGAUCCUGAUUCAAGGUUUCAGCUACGCGUUUCCAGUGAAUCUGACGAUACCAGUGUCGAUUUCGCUGCUCAUCGCCGCCUGCGGUCUCCGCAACAGCGAUCCGUGCUUUUUCCAUGGCACUAUCCCGGAUUACCUGUUUUAUGAAUCGCCACCGCCGAAUUUCCUCAACGACUUUGUGUCGAAACAGUAUGCCUGGGUGUGGUUGCUCUGGCUGCUGUCGCAGACCUGGAUCACCCUGCAUAUCUGGACACCCAAGUGCGAGCGUCUCGCGGCCACGGAGAAGUUAUUCGUGGUGCCGAUGUACAACUCUCUACUGAUCGACCAGUCGAUGGGAUUGAACAGGCGAAGGGAUGAUCAACCAGAAGUCAAAGUCGAAGAUCUGGCGGAGAUAGAGAAGGAGAAGGGCGACGGUGAUUACGAGACCAUCUACGAGCAGACGGAUGGUUCAACUACACCUCCGUCCGCGGUGAAGAGUAGCGAUCACGUAACCAGGAUAUACGCUUGCGCUACUAUGUGGCAUGAGAAUAAGGAGGAGAUGAUGGAAUUUCUGAAGAGUAUCCUGCGCCUGGAUGAGGACCAGUGCGCGCGGCGCGUCGCCCAGAAGUACCUCAAGGUCGUCGAUCCCGAUUACUAUGAAUUCGAAACUCACAUAUUUUUCGACGACGCGUUUGAGCUGUCGGAUCACGACGAGAACGAAUCGCAGGUGAACAGGUUCGUGAAACUCUUAGUUGGCACGUUGGACGAGGCCGCGUCAGACGUGCAUAAAACGAGGAUGCACGUGAGAGCGCCCAAAAAGUAUCCGACUCCUUACGGCGGACGACUGGUGUGGACUCUCCCCGGAAAGACGAAGAUGAUCGCCCAUCUGAAGGACAAGAGCAAAAUCCGACACAGGAAGCGAUGGAGCCAGGUAAUGUAUAUGUAUUAUCUACUCGGACAUCGGCUAAUGGAAUUACCGAUCAGCGUCGACCGCAAAGAGGUGAUCGCCGAGAAUACGUAUCUGUUGACACUCGACGGCGACAUCGACUUCCAACCAGCGGCGGUAAAGCUUCUCGUGGACCUGAUGAAGAAGAAUAAGAACUUGGGCGCUGCAUGCGGUCGUAUUCAUCCAGUCGGCUCUGGUGAGAUCAUUACGCCAUGCUGUCAGGCAAGAAUCGCCAAAGAUCUGAAGGACCUACGCGACCAGAGCGUCUUUGCAUUCUUUAUGAUGAACGCCCUCUUCGUCCUGAUCGUCUUUCUGCUGCAAUUGAACAAAGACUUGUUGCACAUCAAGUGGCCAUUCGGCAUCAAGACGAACGUCACAUAUGACGAUAGCACCAUGGAGGUACACAUCACGAAAGAGUAUUUGCAACUUGAGCCAAUCGGACUUGUCUUCGUCUUCUUCUUCGCGCUAAUAUUGGUCAUACAAUUCACCGCGAUGUUGUUUCACCGAUUCGGCACACUUGCCCACAUUUUGGCCAGCACUAGCCUAGAUUGUUGCAAGAAGACGAAGGAUCUUUCCGAGGAAGCUUUGCUGUCAAAACACGCGGUCGAGAUAGUGAGAGAUCUGCAAAGACUGGACGGAAUGGAGGGCGAUUACGAAGAGGGCAGCGGCAGCGGACCCGGUAGACGAAAAACGAUUAGAAAUCUGGAGAAGAGUCGCAGGAAAACGCAGGCGAUCAACACGCUCGAUGUAGCCUUCAGGCAGCGAUUCUUUAGCAUGAGCGAGGGCGCAGGUUUGCCGAGAAACAUGUCGACGCGACGCACCACCGAGGCGUUCAAGGCGUUCGAGGGCAGGCGUAACAGCAUAAUGGCACAGCGCCGAAAGUCGCAGAUGCAGACCUUGGGCGCGAAUAACAUCUACGGCGUGACCGGCAACCCCCUGGGGAUCCAGGGCCGGCCGUCCCGUAGCAGUCAGAUAUCCGUCAAGGACGUGUUUGAGGGACACGGGGCGACGUCGGCAGCUGGACACGUAAACGCCGGCUACGAGGGCGACGACAGCCCAGUCAACAGUCUGAGGCUGCAGAAUCUCGGUCAGGUCACGUGGCGGGAAGCCAAUUCUAAUGUUUGAUCGUUUCUCUCGUUCCCGUCACUCGUGAAAGAUCGAUGGGAAAUCCGGCAGAUUAAUUUGAAAAGUAACGAAGAGCUUUUUAAAAAAAUGAAUUUAAAGAGGACGAUUUUGUUUUUCAGAAUGAGCUCUUUAAAUUAUAGGAUAAUUGAAAUUUUCCAUCCUAGCAUCGAAGGUUACAAUGUUUUAACACUUACAUGUUCCAUUAACUAUAUCACAAGAUAAUUAUUAAAACUAUAUAUCUUUAUCAAAAUAUUAAAACUAUACAUCUUUAUCAAAAUCUGCACAAAUUUCGAAUAUGCUUACCUGAUAAUCGCUGACAAAGCCAGAUUUUCUACUUUUCUGCAUUUUUUUGCACGUUUUUCUCCUAUUUCUAGCACAGUUCCGUUCAUCGUUGUCUUUUCGCUUUUUUAUCACGUUUUUGAUUUCUUUGAAGCCCCUAAAAAUAUACAUUCUGUAUCAUAAUAUUGAAUUAAAACAGCACUGUUUUACAUUUUUCUUUCUUUAACUGCACGUUUGUACCUUUUUGCACACACACAUUUUUCUUUUUAAUAUAUUUCUUUUAAGUUUGUCUCAUCUUACGUGCAGAAAGUCUAACGUGAUGCAGUUAAAGGAAGGAAAGAUGAUUUUCAUAUCGUUACUGCCAAGUUAAACAGCAGUGACCGCGAUGAUUACGCUUACUUGCUCCUUUAUUUUUAUCGCAUAUGUGAUAAGGCCGAUAUUUAAAAUAUAAAUUUGAUUGCGUACGAAUGUGUAAAUGUGUAUAUGUGAAUUGCACGUAUUUGAAGAUUGCAUGCAUGUAAUAAUAAUAUUAAUAAUAAUGCUAGGAAAAAAAUGUGACAAAUUUUAAAUAAACUUUAUUCAAA